AUGGCUUCCUUACAAAGUUCGUCUUUGCUUUCUAAUUCCCUUUGUUCACCAUCUCCUUCACAAAGAAUAAAAUCCUCUAUCCACAUCCCAAAACUCCCUAGAUCUCCUUCCCAAGCUCCAAAGCCAAAACCAAGUAGAAAACUUUUUGAGGAAUUGAAAGGCUUCACACACACAAUCCCAACGUUCCAAAACAAUUCAUGUAACAACCCAACAACGUCAAAAACUACCAUUCAACUCUAUGCAAUACUAGAAGCCGUAGCCGACAGAGUAGAGAUGCAUCACAACAUCGGCGAGCAACGUGACAACUGGAACACCCUUCUUUUAAACUCCAUCAACAUGAUUACUCUCACUGCAUCAGCCAUGGCCGGUGUUGCAGCCACGUGUGGCACUGGCGCGCCACUUUUAGCUCUGAAAUUAUCAUCCACACUCUUGUUCUCUGCCUCCACGGGGAUGUUGAUGAUCAUGAACAAAAUCCAGCCCUCCCAACUCGCUGAGGAACAAAGAAAUGCUACGAGGUUGUUCAAACAACUCCAGUCCCACAUCGAAACAACAAUAGCCAUCGGUAACCCAACCGAGGAUGAUGUCAAGGAUGCAAUGGAGAAGGUUUUGGCGCUUGACAAAGCAUACCCACUUCCUUUGUUAGGAGCCAUGCUUGAAAAAUUCCCUUCAAAAUUUGAACCUGCGGUUUGGUGGCCCAAUUCAACAUCAUCAUCAUCUUCAAAAAGAAGCAAAUUUCAAGAUCGUGAAACAAAAGAACGCGUGAAGAAUACUAGUAAUAAUGGAUGGAAUGAAGGACUAGAAAUGGAACUAAGGGAUAUCUUAGAAGUGGUUAAGAGAAAAGACGUGAAGGACUAUGAGAGAUUAGGGAACAUGGUGUUGAAGAUCAACAAGAGUUUGGCCAUUGCAGGGCCUUUACUCACUGGCAUUGCGGCUGUGGGAUCUGCAUUUGUGAGUGAAGGGUCAUGGGCAUCUAUAAUAGCGGUUAUGGCAGGAGCAUUAGCCACUGGUGUUAAUGCUUUAGAGCAUGGUGGGCAAGUGGGGAUGGUGUCUGAAAUGUACAGAAGCUGUGGUGGAUUCUUUCAAUUGGUUGAGAAUUCGAUCCAAGAAACAAUCGAGGAAGAUGAGGAGCAAAGAGAAAAUGGGGAAUUGUUUGAAAUGAAGUUGGCUUUGAAAUUGGGAAGAAGCUUGUCACAACUUAGAGAUCUUGCAAGAAAAUCUGCUUAUUCUCGUGUAGAGGGAACUCCCAUUGAUGAAUUCGCUAGCAAGCUCUUUUAA
Molecule: messenger RNA, 1275 nt
Organism: Abrus precatorius (Indian licorice)
Lineage: Eukaryota; Viridiplantae; Streptophyta; Magnoliopsida; Fabales; Fabaceae
Product: probable F-box protein At4g22030
Exons: 1
Coding region: 1-1275 (424 amino acids)
Source: RefSeq, a predicted model, not a curated record